UGGUGUCCCAUUUCACAAUUUAAGCUACUUACUGACGUUAUAUGUCGGUGUCUCUUUGUUGAGAGGACAUUUCUAUGCAAUUUUGACAGGAUGACGGAAAAAGCAGCGCCGCCCAUGCUUUUGCUUCACCCAUCCAGGGGACUAAUCGAUGAAAAGUUCAGUUUAAUCGUCCAAAAUUUGUCACAAAUUCAAGAUAUCACCUUGCACGCGCUGAUCCACUCAGAUGAUGGCGACUACUGGGAAGCCUUUGGCCACUAUGUUAGUGAUGCUACAGGAUUUGUAAAUGUUGCCAAUGAUCCUAGUUUAGGAGGGACAUAUGAUGGCGUGGAACCCAUGGGACUGUUGUGGAGCAUGAGACCAGUACCUGGCAGUAGAAUUGGACUCAGGUUGAGGAAGAAGGAGGUCCACACUCCCAUGGUAGUGCACAUCUCUGUGUACAGGGGACACAUGAGUCAGGGUUUCAGAGAGCAGGUGGCCCUGGCGAGUGUCGUCACAGAGCGCUGGUACAUGGCCCCAGGAGUCCGCAGGGUCGACAUCACAGAGGGAGGGAUCACAGGGACCCUAUUCCUGCCACCAGGACCCGGGCCCUUCCCUGCCCUGUUGGACCUGUGGGGUGGAGGUGGCGGUCUGGUGGAGAAUCGCUCUGCCCUCCUGUCUUCGCAUGGCUUUGUCUCUCUGGCCCUGGAGUACAUGACACCCCGGACCUCUGGGGGCUCAACCUCUCAUGUGGGGAACGAAUACUUUGAGGCUGCGUUCACUGUUCUAAAACAGCACCCUCAGGUGUGUGGGGACAGUAUAGCGAUACUGGGCCUGUCCUUUGGGACCUCAGUGGCUUUGGGGAUGGCUGUGUACUCCACUGUGAUUCAGCCCAGGUGUUUGGUAUGUGUGAGUGGCAGUCAUGUCCAGCCGGUGAAAGGCUCACUCUCUGAUGUCUUCGGCGAGAUUAAUAAAAACGUCCGUAACACUCGCUAUGAUGAGGAGAAUCGAGUGAUCUGGCGGGAUCUGCUCCUACCCAUUCCAACUGAUCCAACCAAGAAAGUGGAUGUGGGGCAGCUGAAAUGUCCUGUUCUAAUGAUUGUGGGUGAGGAUGACCAAAACUGGCCUGCCACUGAGUCAGCAGAGGACAUGAAGCAGAUGAUGGAGAAAGCAGGAAACAGUCAUCUGCUGACCACUCUGUCCUACCCUGGAGCUGGUCACCUGAUUGAACCUCCGUAUAGUCCUCAUAUCCGUGCCAGCAACUUCAUGGUGGCUGGGACAAAACAAAAGUUGGUGGUUCUUUGGGGAGGAGAGACAGCACCACACGGUCACGCAGAGGAAGACUCCUGGAAGAAGAUCCUUUCUUUUCUGGAGGAGCACCUAUAUAGAAGCACAGCUGUGACCUCACAGUCAAAUCUGUGACCAGGCCAGAGACACAGACAUAUUAUUACAUUUUUUGUAAUUAUGACUUAUCUUAAUUCUCACCAGAGAUGUGAUGAAAAAAUAAUUAUGUUGACAAGUGUGCAUGGGAUUAAACCACAUAAAUCAA
This is a messenger RNA of Oncorhynchus nerka (sockeye salmon), 1525 nucleotides long. RefSeq names its product peroxisomal succinyl-coenzyme A thioesterase-like. Gene Ontology annotation, molecular function: fatty acyl-CoA hydrolase activity. Lineage: Eukaryota; Metazoa; Chordata; Actinopteri; Salmoniformes; Salmonidae. The record is from RefSeq and is a predicted model, not a curated record. Gene Ontology annotation, biological process: acyl-CoA metabolic process; fatty acid metabolic process. Bases 91 to 1398 code for a protein of 435 amino acids. The transcript is spliced from 10 exons.